This is a messenger RNA of Drosophila subobscura, 504 nucleotides long. RefSeq lists its product as uncharacterized. The transcript has a single exon. The record is from RefSeq and is a predicted model, not a curated record. The coding region runs from base 148 to 348 and encodes 66 amino acids. NCBI's taxonomy places the organism in Eukaryota, Metazoa, Arthropoda, Insecta, Diptera, Drosophilidae.
ACAGUGCCGCUGCUGCUGUGGCAGUUCUCCGGCUCUCUGGCUGGCUUCUUCGAUGGCCUACAGCGGCCCGUGGAAAUAACGACUGUAAGCCACUACUUGCCGGGACCAGUGAGGCUGCAGCGGACUGCGGGACGAACGCGACGCACCAUGUCAAUCGAUCAACAGAAUGCCACAUUUGAUGGCAAAAUGGUGGACAACUAUUGCUGCUUCUGGGUGUACCAGAAGCAUCCAGAGAUGCCCAAGAACUGGGAGCACCGCGCCGAGUAUCCCUUCGAUUUUCUGCUCAAUGGCAUUUUUGUGAGGAACGAAAGGAACUAUACGGAGCCCAAAGCUGUGAGGGAAGAUUAAACUGGACCCACAAAUAGAUGUGAACCCAGUCCAGUGGUUGCCUAUCGAUUGUGGUUAUGCAUUUAAUUGGACGCUGGCCUGGCCCGGGGCCAUGUACGGCUUAACUCAGUCGCAAAAUUAUAAUUAACUUUGUCUGGGCUCAAAGUUGCCUCAAAA